Molecule: messenger RNA, 1107 nt
Organism: Stegodyphus dumicola
Lineage: Eukaryota; Metazoa; Arthropoda; Arachnida; Araneae; Eresidae
Source: RefSeq, a predicted model, not a curated record
AUGUGUUAUUUAUGCCUUAAAAGGGGUAACCAUUUGGCAAAAAAUUGCUUUUCGAAGAUAAAGUGUGAUUCAUGUGGGUGGAAACACAACAGUUUAAUCUGUGACAGAAAUAGUUUAGAUGAGAAAAAAUCAAAUAAGAAGGAUCUCAAUUUGACGAACAAAUCAUGUUUAGAGAAAGUUUUAUUACAAACUUUAGUUGUAAGAGUGCGUGGCAAUGGUCCAGAAAAAUACUGCCGCUGUUUAAUUGAUUCUGGGAGUCAACGAAGCUAUGUAUCUAAAUUCUUAGCUAAUGCUAUGCAGUACGAAUGUAUUAACGAAAGCAGUGUGAUUCAUAGUCUGUUCGGAGGAACUGAAGUGGUUGAAACUCAUAAACAGUUCGUUGUACGUUUAAGUAGUAUCAAAAACGAUUAUCAGUGUAACUUCAAAGCUUUUGAUCAAGCGAAUAUUUGUUCUGAUAUUCCACAAUUGAACAUCAAGCCUUAUUUAAAUGAGUUAAAAACCCAUAACAUAUUUUUGAAUGAUGUUGAAGGUAGGCAUAAAAAAUUGUUGUUCGAGCAUUCUCCUUCUGAAAUUCAUAUCCUCAUAGGCGCAGACAUAGCGGGAAAAUUGCUUACAGGGAAAAUAAAGAAGUUAGAAUGUGGAUUAGUUUGCAUUGAAACUUAUUUAGGCUGGAGUAUCAUGGGGAAAAUUCCCGUAGAAAUGGAAAAUAAAUAUGAUUGUUCUUAUGCAUUUUCUAUGUUAGUAUCAGAUAGUAAAAUUUCUGAUUUAUGGAAACUUGAUACUCUUGGGAUAUUAGACCCUUCAGAAAGUCAAACUAAAAGGGAAUUAGAAAAACAAACAAUGACACAUUUUCUUUCCAAUGUGAAAAGAGAUGAAGAAGGAAGGUUUCAAGAAGAAGUUAAUAACCCCUCUCAUUAUUUACCCCAUCGUGCUGUUAUUCGAAUGAAUUCCACCACGACAAAAAUAAGACCGGUUUUCGAUGGAUCCGUAAGAACUAAAGGAUCACCCUCCGUAAAUGACUGUUUGGAAAAGGGUCCAAAUUUGAUUGAUACUGUUCCAGCUAUAAUAAAUAGAUUUCGACUGGGAAAAAAUUGGCGUGAGCGCUGA